Messenger RNA from Physeter macrocephalus (sperm whale), 242 nucleotides. Its product is annotated as translation machinery-associated protein 7. Bases 35 to 229 code for a protein of 64 amino acids. The record is from RefSeq and is a predicted model, not a curated record. NCBI's taxonomy places the organism in Eukaryota, Metazoa, Chordata, Mammalia, Artiodactyla, Physeteridae. The transcript has a single exon.
GGUGGCAGGGUCUGGGGAAGGGGCGGCAGGCGCCAUGUCGGGCCGCGAAGGUGGCAAGAAGAAGCCCCUGAAGCAGCCCAAGAAGCAAGCCAAGGAGAUGGACGAGGAAGAUAAGGCAUUCAAGCAGAAACAGAAGGAGGAGCAAAAGAAACUUGAGGAGCUAAAAGCGAAGGCCGCAGGGAAAGGCCCCCUGGCCACAGGUGGAAUUAAGAAAUCUGGCAAAAAGUAAGCUGUUCCUUGUG